This is a messenger RNA of Rhipicephalus microplus (southern cattle tick), 3096 nucleotides long. It is a transcript of the gene Sf3a1, whose product is annotated as splicing factor 3a subunit 1. Gene Ontology annotation, molecular function: RNA binding; protein binding. NCBI's taxonomy places the organism in Eukaryota, Metazoa, Arthropoda, Arachnida, Ixodida, Ixodidae. The record is from RefSeq and is a predicted model, not a curated record. Gene Ontology annotation, cellular component: U2 snRNP; catalytic step 2 spliceosome; U2-type prespliceosome. Gene Ontology annotation, biological process: mRNA cis splicing, via spliceosome; regulation of alternative mRNA splicing, via spliceosome.
GUCGCCAUUUUGGUCCAGCGUGUGUUGUUUUGUGCGCUUCGCAUAGUGAAUCGCGCAAUAACGGCGUGAGAGGCGAUCAAAGCACGCGAAAUCAUGCCGCCCACCGUGGAGGAUGCCGUCGUGCUUCCUCCGAUGGAGGAGCAGGCGCCCAAAGAGGACGCGGCGCCAUCGACUGCGUCGGAGACCGCAGCCCCCGAACCUGCGGCGCCACUGAAAGAACCGGCGGUUGCGCCCGCGGUUGCGCCCGCGGUCGCGCCAGCGGUGCCCGAACAGCCAACACCACCGCCGGCACCAGCACCACCAGCCCCCGCUAAGGCGCCGACGAUCGGUAUCAUCUACCCGCCGCCCGAGCUUCGCAACAUUGUCGACAAAACCGCCGCGUUCGUAGCGCGAAACGGGCCCGAGUUUGAGGCUCGUAUCAGGCAGAACGAGAUCAACAACUCCAAGUUCAACUUCUUGAACUCCGGCGAUCCGUACAAUGCCUACUACCAGCACAAGGUCAAGGAAGCCAAGGAGGGCAAGAUACAGCCGGAGCUGGCGCUCGCUCCGACACCCACCAAACCCGGUCAGCAGCAGCAACAGUCGGGCGCCCCGGCCUCCAAGCAGGACCUCAUCUCCAAGAUUGUCGAGCAACCAAUCGUGCCCAAGGAACCUCCGCCGGAGUUCGAGUUCGUCGCCGACCCGCCGUCAAUCUCGGCGCUCGACCUGGACAUCGUCAAGCUGACCGCCCAGUUCGUGGCUCGCAACGGUCGCCAGUUCCUCACAAACUUGAUGAACCGGGAACAGCGAAACUACCAGUUCGACUUCCUGCGCCCCCAACACAGCCUCUUCACGUAUUUCAUGAAGCUACUCGAGCAGUACACCAAGAUCCUGGUGCCGGGCAAGGACCUGAUGCCUCGGCUCAAGCGCGAGUCCGAGGAGCCCAAGUCGAUCCUGGACCAGGUACGCUACCGGGUCGAGUGGACCAAGCUCCAGGAGGCGCAGAAGCGUCGCGAAGAGGAGGAGGCCGAGCGCGAGCGCGUCCAGUACGCGCAGAUCGACUGGCACGACUUCGUCGUUGUAGAGACGGUCGACUACCAGCCCAACGAGCAGGGACUGUUCCCGCCUCCCACGACCCCGGACGAGGUCGGCUCCCGGGUGCUGGCGCAGCAGAGGAUGGAGGAAGAGGGAGAGGAGGUGGAGAUGGAGGUCGAGUCCGACGAAGAGGGCGGAGGAGCGAGCGACAAGGAAGACGAGGACGACACGCCGCCGCCGACGACGACGACGUCAACAACGACUUCGACGACCACCACGCCGAGUCUUCCGGCCCGGGCUCCGAGCCCGCCGCCGCAGCCUCCCAAGGAGGCGCCUCCUCAGCUCCCUCCGCUGCCUCCGAACCCGAACAAGGUCGUCGUGCGCAAGGACUACAACCCGAAGGGUGGCAAGCCCGCGAAGCCCUCUUCUGAGCAGUACCUCAUCUCUCCCAUCACAGGCGAGAAGAUUCCCGCUGACAAGAUGCAGGAGCACAUGCGCAUCGGUCUUUUGGACCCACGCUGGGUGGAACAGCGCGACCGCGCCAUUCAGGAGAAGAUGCAGCAGGAUGAAGUGUUCGCUCCUGGCUCGGCCAUCGAGAGCAGCCUGAAGCAGUUCGCCGAGCGUCGUACGGAUAUUUUCGGAUUCGGCGACGAGGAGACGGCCAUCGGAAAGAAAAUCGGCGAGGAGGACAGGCGGCCCCAGGAGAAGGUGACUUGGGAUGGCCACACAGCCAGCAUGGAGGCGGCCACACGUGCUGCCCGCGCCAAUAUUACCAUCGAAGAGCAAAUCCAGCAGAUCCACAAGAUAAAGGGUCUCCUUCCAGAUGAGGAGAAGGAACGAAUUGGGCCAGCCAAGCCGCAGCACGGCUCCCAGCAGCAGAUGCUGCCUCCUCUUCCACCCUUGCCUCCGCCGCCCGUUUCGGCUGCUCCACCGGUGAGCGCACCAAAGCCUCCACCACCGAAGCCCCCUCCGCCACCACAGGCACCUCCGCCAAAGUCAACGGCACCGCCGACACUGAUCCCGCCGGCGGCUUUGCGGACCCAGAUGGCACCUGUCAUUGCGCACCCACCCAUGCCAACGCCUCCGCGCCCGAUGAUGGCUGCCCCGCAGGGCCUGAUGAUGGCGCACCUGCGUCCUCCACCGGGCAUGCUGGGCAUGCCGCAGGGAGUCCAUCCGCCAAUGGCAUUCGCUCCGAUGCCUCCGGCCAUGGCACCACUGCCACCGGAGAUGCCUCCGAGCUUGCCGGCGGACGACGAACCGCCGAGCAAGAAAACCAAGACGGAGGAAAGCCUGAUCCCCGAGGCUGAGUUCCGCGAAAAACAAGGGCCCGUCACGGUGCGGGUACAAGUGCCGGGUGCACAGGAGAAGCCGGAAUGGAAGCUGAAUGGCCAGAUCCUGACCAUGACCCUGCCACUGACAGACACGGUGUCUGUGCUGAAGGCGAAGCUUCACGAGGAGCUCGGCAUGCCACCAGGAAAGCAGAAGCUCCAGUACGAGGGCAUGUUCGUCAAGGACUCCAAUACGCUGGCCUUCUACAACCUCGGCCCGAAUUCGACUAUCGUGCUUCAAGUCAAGGAGCGUGGUGGCAGGAAAAAGUAGUGAAAUGUCUUUUUGUUUCGGUUUCGCUGUUUGAGGCAUGAGAAGGCUGUUAUAAAGGAUUCCAGUAGCUGAUCCACUUCUGUCAUGGCCAGGGUUGCCACCAUCGGUCCACGAUUGAGGGAACAAGGUGGUUGAAAAAACCAGUGAGGGAAUGGAUCCCACUUUUAUUGUUCUGCAUUUGGCCUUUUAUGUUGUUCCAUUUGAAAAGUUGUCUUGAAGUGUUUUGUCGGUUCAAGGCAGAUCGAAUGUAAAUGGCUGUAUUGAUUCUUAAGUAUGUGGCAUAACGAAAUAAAAGCACAGUUGUCUUUCAGAGGAUGAGUACCUUCGUACUGUUUGUCUUUCUCCUUGCUUUGCGAGAUGGAAAUAUAGCAUGUCUAUAUCUACCCAAUUUGGUGUUCAUGUGUUUCACUGAGGUGUUGUGAUGCACUGCAAAAAUAAACAUGCUUGCAUGAACAUGCAUCUGUUCAUGUAUUAACAUGGCAA